AGGUUGUUAUCCUUUCUUGACAGCCAAUGAGUAUGGUGUUACCUGGAGUUGUUGGAUUCAAGUUAUCAGGCAAAUUGAAAAAUGGUGUCACAGCUACUGAUUUGGUUUUAACAGUCACACAAAUGCUAAGGAAGCAUGGUGUUGUUGGGAAGUUUGUUGAAUUUUAUGGUGAUGGUGUGGGUGAAAUAUCAUUAGCUGACAGAGCCACCAUUGCAAACAUGUCUCCUGAGUAUGGUGCUACAAUGGGGUUCUUCCCCGUAGAUCAUGUCACUCUACAAUAUCUCAAAUUAACUGGGAGAAGUGAUGAGACUGUGGCAAUGAUAGAAGAAUAUCUACGUGCAAACAAUAUGUUUGUUGAAUACAGUGAGCCUCAACAAGAAAGAGUAUACUCAUCUUACCUGGACCUAAAUCUAGAAGAUGUUGAACCAUGUAUCUCAGGGCCAAAGAGACCUCAUGAUCGGGUACCUUUGAGAGAAAUGAAGGUUGAUUGGCACUCAUGCCUUGACAACAAAGUUGGAUUCAAGGUGAGGAUAUAA
This is a messenger RNA of Olea europaea var. sylvestris, 536 nucleotides long. Its product is annotated as aconitate hydratase-like. Lineage: Eukaryota; Viridiplantae; Streptophyta; Magnoliopsida; Lamiales; Oleaceae. The transcript has 5 exons. Bases 27 to 536 code for a protein of 169 amino acids. Gene Ontology annotation, cellular component: mitochondrion; cytosol. Gene Ontology annotation, molecular function: 4 iron, 4 sulfur cluster binding; aconitate hydratase activity. The record is from RefSeq and is a predicted model, not a curated record. Gene Ontology annotation, biological process: citrate metabolic process; tricarboxylic acid cycle.